Hymenoscyphus albidus is the source of this 1545-nucleotide messenger RNA. The record is from the annotation of a GenBank genome assembly. Lineage: Eukaryota; Fungi; Ascomycota; Leotiomycetes; Helotiales; Helotiaceae.
UUUCAAUUUAGUAUUUGUCCAAACACGCCUCUCGCAUUAUCCACAUCUCAGAAUUAUACAGUUCGUGCGCCAUAUUUUGGAGGCCGUAUAGUUGAAGGUUUUCGCAGCAUUCGACAAAGGCAACCAGUAAAUAUUCAGGGAACAUGCCUGGUGAGUACAAAUCUUUCGAUUUUUAGAUCGAGCUAAUCCUUUACUACAGAGCCUGCGACUCGUCAGUCGCGGCCUGCACGAAAGGUUCGAGCACCUGCCCCAGAUAUCAUCGAUCUCGAAUCCUCCAGCCCCUCCCGUCAUAAAUCCUCUACUAUGCACACCCCCUCCGUACCUGCGAAUGACGGCGCUGGCCACGAACAAGAUGACGACGACACUUUGCCCCUCAUGUCCUCUCGACCUCGAAACAAUCGCCGACACGUUAUCGAUUCUGAUUCCAACGAAGAACGACAACACGACGAUCAGCAGCCGAGCAAACGAGCCCGCACCGACAUGCAGGAAGCUAGAGAGGCUACGCUUGGUGGUACCUCUACUCCAGUUGAUGGUCCUGUUUCUGCUUCGUCUCCUCCAGUUCCGUCGCACAAUAUUCAGGAGAAGUGGAAUAAUGAUGGUCAUGAAGCUACAUUCACGACCCCCACUGGUGGGCUCCCUCCCAAGGCAACCUCGACUAGUCGCACGAACAACAAAAUCACCAAGCAGACUCCCAGUACGAUCAAUCCAUUUAAGCCGAAGAUUGCGACACCUACUCCGCGACCAUCUCAACGCCUCUCGGCUCCUCACUCUCGUGGUCAACCGCGGACGGUCUCUGGUGCUGGCCUUCAAUCCACAUACACGCCUCUAAACUCUGGUACAUCCCAACGCCAUUCGUCUCCUCUCGUCGAGAACCCAGUCUCUCCAUCCCCUCCACAACACUAUAGUACUUUCCGACGCAGCUCAGUGGACAACUUGGCUCAUAAUAAUCAAAGUUUACAUGCUGGCCUUGCACAUGACCGUCUAACCUUGCAUGGUUCUCCAGAGGGUCUAGGCUUCAUGGCAAGUCAGAAUGAGAUUCCUCGCUCGUCGCAAUUUGGUACUCCUCAUCGCUCCCCACUUGAGCACCCUCAAUUCUCUCGUCCAUCUUCCGCUCUUGGUGGUGUAGUGCAAUCCAUGCGUCAUGCUGUCUCACCCCCUCCCGUUCCUGAGUUUGAUAGACCAUCAGCCUCCAGUGACCAACUCCGUAUUGUUUUACAACAACAGGGCACCGAAAUUAAGUCCUUGAUACAGCAGGUUAGGAAGUUGCAGUACGAGAUGAAGCUCCAAAAGGUUCAUGUAGAGUACCUCGUCGGUCAAUUGCCGCGUCGUGGCUAGAUUGUUCGCCUUCUUGCAUUGGCUUUUCCUUUCGUCCACGGUCUGGUUUUCAGCCUCGUAUUCUUCUUCUUUAUUUCGGUCAUCUGGACCUUAUAGUGUUUGACUAUCUUCUCUGGAGUGUGGGGGGCUCAUUCCUUGGCGUAUCGGUUGGCAGCUGCACUUCUCCCAUAUACCCAUAGGCGCUACAAUAUUCAAUUGAUAAAUUUUCAC